Molecule: messenger RNA, 2116 nt
Organism: Hevea brasiliensis (rubber tree)
Lineage: Eukaryota; Viridiplantae; Streptophyta; Magnoliopsida; Malpighiales; Euphorbiaceae
Exons: 10
Coding region: 119-2101 (660 amino acids)
Biological process (GO): UDP-N-acetylglucosamine biosynthetic process; rRNA processing
Cellular component (GO): ribosome
Molecular function (GO): UDP-N-acetylglucosamine diphosphorylase activity; ribosome binding
Source: RefSeq, a predicted model, not a curated record
UUAAAGAGAGAGAGAGAAAAAAAAAAUCUAAGAGCUGAGGCGCUAAACCUAUCCUUCGCGCUUCGUAAGCUGUAAAAAUUUUAUCGUCUUCUCCGAAGCCGAGCGAGCCAAAACGACGAUGCAGUGCGCUACUUCGCUUCUCUGUCAUUCAGCACUCGCACCUUCUCAUCACUCUCUUCUUUUUCCUUUACGUCCCAGAUUUUCUUCCACGGUCUUACCUUCUUCGCUUUCACAUUUGCCCUUCAAGCCUCUCCAUAGUUGCCUUUAUGCUCUCUCUCCUCUACGCAGCACCGCUACUCAAGAGAUUGUUGAAACUGCUAAUAGUGGAGCAGGAUUCGUUGAAGUUGGGUAUAUAUCCAGUGUUCACGGGCUUCUAGGGGAAAUUUGCGUUAAACCCAGUACUGAUUUUCCCGAACUACGAUUUUCCAAGCCUGGGAGAAGAUGGCUAAGGAAGUCGGUUUCUGGCAAAGAUAUGAUUGAAGAAGUUGAGCUGGUUGAGGGAAGAGGGCACCCUGGACGGAAGAGGUGGAUACUUAGAUUUGGGGGCAUUGACACAGUGGAACAGGCCAGGCAACUUGUUGGGUCGACUCUUCUAGUUAGAGAAGAAGAUAGGCCUGAGUUGGAAGAAGGAGAAUUUUACACUCGGGAUCUCGUUGGCAUGAGAGUGAUUCUUAAGGAAACUGGUGACUGUGUGGGAACUGUCGUUAAUGUUUUUGACAGUGGAGCAAGUGAUCUUUUACAGGUUAUGCUCUACCCAUCUGUAGAUGUGCUUGAGGGAGCUGAGAGGUCAAUGCAAGCAAAAACAGGUCUAUCUGGUUCCCUUGUGUGGGUACCAUUUGUUGAAGCUAUUGUUCCGGAUGUUGAUAUGACUAGAAGAGAAAUGUGGAUUACACCUCCAAAAGGACUUCUUGAGUUAAACAUACGCUCUGAUGAGAGGUCCAAGAAAGAAAGACGCCAGAUUGAGUGGAAAGAAAGGAAAAAGUUUCAAAGACGCCUUAUAGAAGCUAAAAAGAAAUUGUGUGAAAUGGAACAAAAACAUGUGUUUGAUGGAUUAAGAUAUGGGGAAAAAUCACAAAGGAGCUUACUGGCAGAUCAGAUAGUUGGUGUAAAUUCCAAAUUGCUUCAACAGGCAUUGCAAAAUAUAGAGAUGCCUUCCGAGAGAUUGAGCUUAACUGAGUUAAUCAGUGCUGCAAAAACCAAGCUAAUAAAAAGUUCUUUGAAGCUAUCAAAGAAAUGCCUCACUCCCUGUGUUGGUGAAGAGAAUGUGUUUGUAAAUUUCCAAGAAAAAGGUGUCCAUCUUUUGACUGAAGGCAAAGUGGGUAUUGUGUUAGUUGUGAAUGACUUCAAGAAGGGAAGUGGUGAUAGCCCUGAUGUUGUUGGCUCUAAAAGGACUGAGGAUUCAACUUUUUCCUUGCUUCAGAAAUUACUCUCAGAUGAUCAGAAAUUUUUAAAGAUGGAAGACCGUGCAUGUGUGCCUUUGCUUUUGGUUUGCCCAGUGCGAGAAAUCCAGUCAGUGACAAGGCUGUUUUCAAAUAAUGGAUACUUUGGGUUUGACACCAACAAGGUGUGGUUUUUGGAAGAAGAGAAGCUUCCAAUUGUGAGUAGUCCUGAAGAAGAACAGACCAGGCAUAAAAUUUUGAUGAAGUCGUCAUGGGAAAUAUUGCAAUCACCAAUUGGAUCUGGAGGGGUUAUUAGCUUGCUUUCGUCACAUAACUUUCCCGAGAAUCUCAGCCAAGUGGGUGUGGAGUAUAUUGAGGUUUGUAGUGUGAACCAAAAUUAUGUACUUGGGAAUGCAUCACUUGUUGGGUUUGUUCAUUCAUGCGGAGCAGAAAUUGGGAUCCAAUUUGAAGAUAUGGAAAGUUCAGAAGAAAGUUUUGACAUAAUAUUCUCCAUAAGGUUUAUGAAGAAGUUGAUGCAACAGAUGGAUAAACUCCAAUUCUUUCCGAUCUUAAGGCCAAAUUCCCAUGUCAAGAUGGUUGAUAAAAAGUGGAUUGAUGUUGUCCCAUCAUCUCCAAACUCGUACCAAUUUUAUUGUUCAAUUUACAGUUCCUUAAACACAUGUCCGCUUGAUAAUAUUUGCGUAAUGGAAAUAACUGAAUGAUUAGAUUAUAUAAGU